AUGGCUACUGCUCGACAGAUAUUACAACAAGAAAUAUUUGAUCAAUGUGAUCAAAAACUUUUGGCCUUUGUCGGUGUUAGUAAUGAUUCAAAAAAAAAGAAAUUUGGAUACUUGUGUCUAUCGGACACCAAGGAACCUCCUUCAAAUAUUUAUAUUCAUCAGAUAAAAUUUGAUAAUAAGGUUGUGAAAAAAAAAAGAAUAUGGUCAUUGAAUGAAUUGAUUACUGUUGAUGGAAAAACUUCAUCUCAGGAUUGUUUGGAAAUAGAAUUGACAUUGGAUAAACCAUAUAAAUGGGUAGCAACUAAUAAUCAGGAGCGUAAAAUAUUUUUGAUUUCUUUAUGGAAGCAAUGUGCAAGCUAUGUUUUUGACAAAAAACCUGAAUUCAAAAAUUUGCCUCUCGACUGGACAUCUGGUGAUUUAGUUGUGCUUCCAGCUGAUCGCAAAUCAAAACUUUCUUUAGCUGUUUCACCUAUUAUUAGUGCUGAAGAUUUUCAGCCUCUAUCAGAAAAAGAAGAACAAGAUUUAGAAUUAUUAAUGAAAGAAUGUGGAUUUGCUGCCAAGGAUGCUAAAGCAUUUACAGAUAUGUUGGCCACUCAAUUAAUGGCUCUAGAUGGCGAGAAUGUACAAAGUGUUCUUGCCUCAGAACCACAAGUUGCAAAAUUAAUGGAUCAAUUAGAAACUGCUAUUCAAGAAAUUGAAAAGGUAGAAUCAGCUUUAGAUAUGUAUGAUGAAACCUUAAGACAUGUGCGAGAUACUAUUGAUAAGAUGGAUCAGAAAAAUGCUAAUAUUCAAACAGCUAAUAAAAAUAAUGAAAAAUUACUUAAUGAACUACAAAAAGUAAUUCAUCAAUUAGAACUCUCUCCAAAACAUCAAUUAGCAUUAACUGAUGCUGACUUAACUACACCAACUGGGUUACGAGAUGCUAUUGAGGCUGCAAAAGAAUUACAAGCAGUUAUGAAUGCACAAAUUCAUCCAGCUUUAGUUCGUUUAAAAGCAAUUCAGGAACAAAGAAGAAGAUUUGAAAAAUGGAAAGCAAAAUUUUCUCAGAUUCUCUCUAGACAUCUUAAUAAUUUGUUUAUUCAUAUGGGAAAUGAUAUUGGAGAAACAAAAAGAAAUUCGAACAAUGAAUUGACCAUCAUGAAACAUACUUCAUUGCAUCGUGAACUUGCUGCUUAUACAGAACUCAUGCACUGGUGUAAAGCAAUGGAUCGAAAAUCAUUUAUGGCACUUAAUAAAGUUUAUACAUCAUCUUUAUCUAAACUUUAUGAAAGAGAUAUAAAAUUGUUUUUAGAAGAUGCAAAAUUACGUAUAAAUGCUGGUCAUUUAUCUAAUUCUAAAGAAGAUAUUAGAAAGUCAACUGGCCCACCAUCAGAUUGGUUAUUAGGUGUAGAUAAAGAAUUUUGGACUCAAGAAAGUGAUACUCAAGAACGACAGAGAUUUGACCAAGUGUUGGAAGCAGUUCUCUCUGAACUUGAACCAAUUUGUUUAUCUGAACAAAAUUUUUGUGUUUCAUUUUUUCAAUUAGACAUACUCAGCCCUACUACCAAAAAUACCCAAACAACCUUGGAUGGAGUAGAUGUAAAGUCAAAUCAAGAAAUAUUACCAUCUUUACCAAAGACUAAAAUUGAAAAAAAAAUAAAUGAAGAGGUUAGAAAAAUGAUGGGUGAAAUUUUUGCUUGUAUAGAACCAGAGUUGAUUGGAUUUAUACAAUAUCAUGAAAGAAUGGAUAGCACUUAUUCAAUGGCUGUUUUAGUAAGAUUAGGUCGCCAUGUUAUGUCUGCUAAUGAUACUGGCUCCUUUUUAAGUAUGACUUAUGGUUCUGCAUUAGUUCACGUGAAAAGAAAUUAUGAUAAACUCAUGCACGCACACUUAAAGUCAAUUCAAGAUGUAAGAAUUAUUAAAAAGUCUAAAUGUGGCAUACUUCCCUUUGUUGCCAAUUUUGAGUAUUUUGCUAAAACAGCUGAACAAAUAUUUAAAGAAACUGAGCGCCGAACUGAUUUAGAUAAAUGGUAUGUUAAACUCUUAACUGUAAUGUUUGAAACUAUUCAUUCAAUUGCCAGUGAACAUCCUAAGACUCCUGCUGAAGUUAUCAGAAUGGAGAAUUUUCAUCAUUUGUAUGCAUUGCUGUCUCAAUUGAAAAUUGGUAUAUUAGAUCAAUUCAGAAAAGAUGCAAAACAAAAGUAUAGUGAAGCAUUAAGUGCUUACGUAACACGUUAUUUUGGUAGACCACUCGAAAAACUGAAUUUAUUCUUUGAAGGUGUGGAAGCUAAGGUAGCUCAAGGUAUUAAAGAAUCAGAAGUUGGUUAUCAAGUGGCUUUCAGUAAACAAGAAUUAAGGAAAGUAACUAAAGAGUAUCAUGGACGAGAGGUGAAAAAAGGCUUAGAUCAUUUGUAUAAAAAAGUAGAAAAACACCUUAGUGAAGAAGAAAAUUUACUACAAGUGGUUUGGAGAGCUAUGCAAGAAGAAUUUAUUCAACAAUAUAAAUACAUUGAAGACUUAAUUCAAAGGUGCUAUCCUGGUUCCAUGAUUUCAUUGGAAUUUUCCAUUGAAGAUCUAUUACAGUAUUUUUCAGAAAUUGCUAGAUCCCAUUAGAAUAUAAUCAAAUAUAUAAUAUAAUAUGUAUAAAUUGUUAACCCAUUA
Messenger RNA from Rhopalosiphum maidis (corn leaf aphid), 2640 nucleotides. RefSeq names its product exocyst complex component 1 (gene Sec3). Gene Ontology annotation, molecular function: phosphatidylinositol-4,5-bisphosphate binding. Gene Ontology annotation, biological process: exocytosis; Golgi to plasma membrane transport. The coding region runs from base 1 to 2592 and encodes 863 amino acids. The transcript is spliced from 15 exons. The record is from RefSeq and is a predicted model, not a curated record. NCBI's taxonomy places the organism in Eukaryota, Metazoa, Arthropoda, Insecta, Hemiptera, Aphididae. Gene Ontology annotation, cellular component: exocyst; plasma membrane.